AUGCUUAGUCAUUUGGUUUCUGGUGCUAUUUUGUGUCUUCUGGCCUCAGCUUCUGGCUUUGUGCCUCGAGGCGCCCCUGGUGUUGACGAGAGCUUUGGCUUGUAUGCCUAUGGUGAAUCCAUUGGUGGACUUUCACUUUUCUACGCUGAUGGCAAGGCCUUCAUCGGUGAUCCAUCAAACUCAACUUCAUCCUCCGCCAUCCCGGUCUCUUUCAAACGGUCUUCCGACUCUUCUUCUACCGAAUGGAUUGCCAAUCCAAACACCACUACCACCACCAACACUACUGAUCGCUGGUGCGAUGAACUAUUGUACAUCCCCAGCUCAUCAUCUUCUUCGUACCAGAUGGGCUUUACCUCGAAAACCGAGUCCAACGAGACCACUACUGGAUUUAUAUUCUACGGGCAGUGGGUGAUGGUCGAAACUGGAUCUGGGGAUAUCUCUUCCAGUUUCUACGUCAAGGCGUCGACCGAGGGCGAGGGGAUUUAUUCUCUGCUGUGGAAUGUCACUGAUGAUGACAGCGUGAUUUCGAUUUCGCUGCGCUCGGUUAAGCCGUCUAACUCGUGA
Messenger RNA from Penicillium daleae, 564 nucleotides. RefSeq lists its product as uncharacterized. The coding region runs from base 1 to 564 and encodes 187 amino acids. NCBI's taxonomy places the organism in Eukaryota, Fungi, Ascomycota, Eurotiomycetes, Eurotiales, Aspergillaceae. The transcript is spliced from 3 exons. The record is from RefSeq and is a predicted model, not a curated record.